AGAAGAUGACAAGAAAGAAGCAAAGAUCUCAUUACCAGAGAAUAUACAAAGAAAUGAAUGGAAAACAUACAAAAGUGAAAUAGAUAUAACGCAAUUUCAAGAAGAGAUAGAUCAAACUUCUG
Scutellospora calospora is the source of this 122-nucleotide messenger RNA. NCBI's taxonomy places the organism in Eukaryota, Fungi, Glomeromycota, Glomeromycetes, Diversisporales, Gigasporaceae. The record is from the annotation of a GenBank genome assembly.